This is a messenger RNA of Venturia canescens, 8365 nucleotides long. Its product is annotated as circadian locomoter output cycles protein kaput-like. The transcript is spliced from 14 exons. Gene Ontology annotation, biological process: regulation of transcription by RNA polymerase II. The record is from RefSeq and is a predicted model, not a curated record. Gene Ontology annotation, cellular component: nucleus; aryl hydrocarbon receptor complex; cytoplasm. NCBI's taxonomy places the organism in Eukaryota, Metazoa, Arthropoda, Insecta, Hymenoptera, Ichneumonidae. Bases 1453 to 4287 code for a protein of 944 amino acids. Gene Ontology annotation, molecular function: RNA polymerase II cis-regulatory region sequence-specific DNA binding; DNA-binding transcription factor activity, RNA polymerase II-specific; protein dimerization activity.
CCGAAGCGAGCGAGUCGCAUGCGCCCGUUGCUCCGUGUCGCGUCGCGCCACUUUUCUCUCUUGCUCGUGAGCUCGUGUCUUUCGUGUUUGUUUAUUAUCACAGGGGCGUUGCGAUUCAAGGGCAUAUUCGCGGUGUUCGCGCGCUCGACGGAAUCGUCGAUUUCUUCGAAAGUGUAAUGAAAGGAAACAAAUUUUUUGCUCCCGUCGUUUGUUCGCGGUCGAGCGAGCACGGCGAGUGAUCGAAUCGACCUUCAACGCGGUUUGUUUACGAAAAAACGUCCGAACAAAGAAGAGCCGGUUAUACAGCUCGCCGGCGAUCGAGCCUCGACGAACGCCCAACCGCCAACGUACUUUUCGUGUUUACCCUCGUUCCCAAAACAACGGAACUCCGGAGGCGUUCUUUCCGAGGCACAACAUCGGGACGGCCGAAUACUCAACGGUUUCCUGGAGCCAGGGACUCGGAACUGUUGCGCCUUGUCAAGGUCAAGAGUCGGAGGUCGCGAUCGAAGCGGAGGCGUCACGAGGCACGACGUUUUCGCGGUUUUUAAUUCGAUAAGCUUCUGCGUGCUUUGUGGCGGGGCAGCAGCGCGCCGGAGCCCCUUGAGUUUGGGCCUCGUUCGAGCAGCUGUUCACAUCGAGACAUGACAACUCAAUCGAACUCGAAAAAACCGAAUGAUUGGUGAGAAAAAAAUACGAGCGCGAUCGCACUUCUGCUUCGCACGAUCGUGAAAAAACAAGCUUUUUAUCAGUGCAUGCGCGCGUCUUUUCAUCGAUACGAGUCGUCCUCCCCAGACGUAAAGCGAACCGGAGCGAUUCGUGCGGUACGGCGGAGAGUCGCCUAAAACCGAACGUUUUUCUCGCGCGAGCCACCGACUCCUGAGCCACCUCGCACGAGUCUCGUCGAUUCGGAGCUCCUACGCUUAUCAGUCAGUGCGUGCAUUCGCGUCGUGUUGGUGUCUGAUAAUGCUAAUCGAUGAGAGACCGAUAAGAGCAGCGAGCUAAAAAGCGGCCGGUUGUCUCGGCGCGCGAUUCGAGUCCCCCCGAAAUUGCAUCCCAGUCUCCUCGCAGCGACGAGGACGGAAGAGGAAACCUCGGGAAAAGUCGAUCCGCAAAGACAACGAAACUGAGACGAAGCGGGUAAAGGAAACAACGAGGAGCCACUCGGACGGAGGAUACGCGAAGACGAGGAAGAAAUGCCCGCGACUAAUAACCGCCCCGUUCGCCGUGACGACGGUACGCGCGCACUUUUAACGGACAACAUUAACCGAUGGGCAAUGUCGACGGGCGCAAAAACUCGUUCGCAAAGCGGCUUCGAUAAUUCUCCGGCUUUCCAGCGAUAAGGAACUCUCCCUUCGAAGCAAAAGUCCCUUUCGCCGCGUCUCUGGCAGCGAGGCGACCCCCCGCGCGGGUCGAGAGGAAAUCGCGAACAGUCGACUCGAAGAGAGCACGAAAAUGUGGCCUCACGAGAGACACCAACAUUACAGGCUCCCCGGAGCCGCGGAAGCUCACGAGCACCACCUCAACCAGCAGCAGCACGGGAUGCAGCUCCUCGCGAGUUCCUCGAUGUGCGAAUCGACCGGUCUCCUCGUGUCCAGCCACGCUCGGGAGCAGCAUCAGGAGCGAAUGCAGCGAGGGCAGUUUUGCCAGCAGCCGAUGGCGCCGCCGGGCCCGAGCAAUCCACGGGCUUCGCGCAAUAUGGCGGAAAAACAACGUCGCGACAAUCUCAACACGAAUAUCUCAAAUAUGGCUGCCCUCGUGCCCACUGUCGCCGGAAGUCCCCGACGACUCGACAAAAUAUCCAUCCUCAGACUCGCAGCUACGUACCUGAGAACCAAAUACGCUCUGGGAACUGGGCAAGAAUCGUUCCUGCCCCGAAAAUUCGACAAGUUCGACCUCGAGAAAUUCCUGUUUGAGACUCUCGUUCAGAAUGAUGGCUUCAUGCUGGUUGUGACUUCGACUGGAAAAAUUGUUUACGUAGGUCGUCAAGUCGAACAGUAUCUCGGACACGCUCAGGCCGAUUUACUCGGACAGUCGAUCUACAAUUACGUUAUCCCGGAAGACCACGACGAGCUCGCUAGAAAUUUGACACCCAGCGAAUCGACGAAUCGACUGAUGCUGACAGAAUCCCAAGGAGAGGAUUCAAUCGAGUCGGAGGACUCAAGACCAAUCGGUGGAAACGAAAUGCCAUUCGGUGACGAGAGGCGAAGCUUCGAUCUGAGAAUGUCACAGAGAGCAGCUUCGAGGCGAGAACACACUCAGUACGAGUGGUUGCACAUUAGCGGGCUUUUGAGGCCGGCGGAAGCCUGCAGAAGUGCGGGAAAGAAUCAAAAAGGCCUCUACGAAACGAAUGCUACGAGCAACGACAUCAUUUUCGUGGGCAUUGCACGUAUGAGGAAAAGGCGUAUAACCGAAUUGUCGUUGCUGGAGGCGAACAAAGAGGAGUACGUGACGCGUCAUCUGGUUGACGGUCGUAUUAUAUUUUGCGAUCAUCGAAUAUCCGUCGUCGCUGGUUACAUGACCCACGAGGUCUCGGGCAUGAGCGCAUUUAAAUACAUGCACGCUGAGGACGUGCUUUGGACUAUUGUUGCGCUACGUCAAAUGUACGAUCGAGGCGAGGGUUUCGGCUCGUCGUGCUAUAGGCUCAAGACGAAAACCGGUGAAUACAUUUAUCUUCGUACUCAUGCGUACAUCGAGGUCGACCAGGAUCGUCGCUUGUUCCAAUCCUUCAUUUGCGUCAAUACUUCGGUCCCGAAAGAAGAAGGCGAGAAGCUUGUCAACGAAAUGAAAUCGAGAUAUUCGGCAACGAUGAACAGCCAAUGCAAUUCUCUUCAACCGGUUACACCAAAAGUCGCGGUGAAAGAUCCAUUGCAAUUGGACGACGCAAUAAAUAGUCUAAUCAGCGACAUCGCCUUGCGACCGGUUUCGGACGACGGAUUAUCGAAUGUCUCGUCGAACGUACCGGACGUACAAUCUAUGAAAGCCGUUUGCGUUUCGCAACAUCUUCCACCAGCGUCUAUUCACGCCAAUGAAAUUGGCAUUAAAUGCAUCGAGCGUCCUUUACCCUCAAAUGGAAAAGACAAAAGUAUAAAACGCGAGAACAGUGUUUCGUCGCCGGGUUCGACACACUCGGGGGGGCAAGGUGACAAUUCCAGGGACAUUGAUGAACCACGUAACCAAGGACGGUGCAAUGUUUCUAAUAUGAAUGCGCGGUGCCUCCCCGAGAAAGUAAUGCCGGAAAAUCUCAACACAGAAGAGCCGAAGCUCUUCCAUUCCCAAAGUACUGCGUCGAAUUUGCGUUACGGAAAGCGUGACGAAGAUUAUUACAAAUCGGAAGCGAGCUCGAGUUGUUCGUCGUCGAUGUUGACAGAGGAUUGUUCUCUUUCGAACAAUCGAGAAUUGAUUAAACCUCCGUGCGCUACAGCUACGGUACAACCAUCCAGUCGUGGCAAGCCCGAGAGCAUGUUCGCCCACGUUAAGAUGGAAAAGCUGGAUUAUGGAAACGUCGAUACGAUUCAACGCUCGAAGAGCUGUGCGAUCAAGAGACCGAACAUCAAUGAAACACCGAUUUCGAGCACCAAGAAACGUCGCGGGAACAAAAACGUCGGGACUUGCGGAACGAAAAUUACGACGAAUCUCGAUCAAAAUGACUCGUCUAUUGGCCAUUACGAACCGAACAACCAGUUCCCUCCUUUUGCUGCUUACAAGGACGAUCAAAUGCUUGAAAAGAGUCCAAUUAUUUGCAAAUCUGAAAGAACCACGGAAAACGGCAACGAAGUCAACGCUCGUUUCGAAACCGACUCACCCUGCCCGAGUCUCCAUGACUUACCCAUCGAUUAUCAACCCCUUAAUACUUCGAACGUCGACUUGACCGUUUACGGAGAUGAUUUUCCCGACCUCCAGAGCGAUUCGUUUCUCAGCUCCGAAUUGAACGACAAUCCAGAUUUUAUGAAGAUUUUCGACGACUUGGGCCCUGUGAUUGGCUUCGAAAAAAAUAUUGACGACAGGACGAUUCAGCAAUUUCCUACCAGUGACCAAGCAGUCAGCGAAGGUUUGAAGAAAACGCACAUGGAGCUGGAAAACAGAAUGACCCUCCAAACGAACGAGCUCACGGUGCUCGAACACAAGCUCCAAACACCCGGUUUUCAAUCUGAGUUCUUUAAACCACGAGAAACACUGAUCGAAUUGAGGGCGGAGCACACGAAAAACACUCGAAUGCUUCAAACGAUACAGCAAGAUCAUAUGAACAACAUGCAGACGAACUCGAUGAAGCAAAACAUCGGUGUUUGAGGGCGGCUCAAGGACAGCGACGUGUCUUAAGAGAUGGUCGUUCUGCCUCAGUUAUAAAGCAAUUUCCAGCGAAUCACCAUCACUGGGGCAAAUGAUGAUUUUUAUCAUUUGAAACUCUCCAGCAAAAUCGCGCAUAUCGUGCUUCGUUUAAAUUUUCCUCGUGCGUGGAAAUCCCCGCGAUAGAGUGAUAACGAUUUCGUCGAUUAAAACAAACGAAUGGAGAGCGAAAAUUGAUCGAGGAAUAAUCGAUUCACUCGCUCAGCAAUUUCGUUCAAUCAUUGAUCGAUCAUUCUUCAAGUAACAACUAAAUUGUCAUAACAAAAAAAGGGAUGAAGGACUACACUUAAGAAAACCCUACUAUGGGACAGGGAUGAAUUCGUCACUAAAAAAAUGGAACACACAAAAACAAUCAUUCUUUUUAAAGGAGUCACAAAAGAAAAAUUAAAAGUGAAACAAAAUUGUGCAAUGGAAGUGUCGAACUGCGGACAAAUAAAUAUUUCGUGCAAAAUUCAAUUGUUUCAAAGUCUAAAAGUGUACUGCGAAACAAAAUAAGCAAAAUUUUAAAAGCCAUUCUUUUAUAAAAUUGUGCAAAAACAAAACAUCAGUAGAUCCUCUUCUAAUCGCCAAUCGAAGAUUCGCGUGUUCGGGAAGCAAAAAAUCCCGCGUUGUUUUUAUUUUUUUAUUAUUCUUGUUCUUUUCCUCGUUUCUUUUACAAAAGCAAAAGCAUUCAGGACUCGACGAUUUCCGUUGAAAUAUUUUCUCCGCCCGGCAGGGUGUUAAGCAGUGCGAGAAACGCUAUAACGCGCGCGAUCGCGCACUUCUUUCUCAAAUAAAUCAACACGAUUUCAACUAACGAUAAUAGUAAUAAUAAUAAUACCAACAAUAAUAAUAAUAAAAAUAAGAGAACUAAGGAAAUGAAGCUACCUCGACGCAAUGAUGGAUGCCUACGUGAAAUAAUAUACGUUUGAGGAAAGAGCGAGAGAAAAAUAUCGAUCGUAUGAAUCGUAUCCAUUUUAUUAGAGACGUAAGAAUGUUAAGGCUCAUUUACAAACGACGAAUGGCGAAAACCAGAGAAGGAAGAGAAACAAUGAUAAUCAUAAUGAAAAUUAAUCGUUGCCAUUGUUUUUAAUUGGCUCAUCAUAAGACUGCAAUGUUAUAAUUACCGUAUACAUAUAUAUGAACAUAAAUAUAUUAUUAUUAUUAUUAUUAUUAUUAUUAUUAUUAUUAUUAUUAUUAUUAUUAUGUUAUGUUAUGUUAAUUAUUCAUCUUCAUCGUCAUCAUUAUCAUUUAGGUGUAGUAUAACGUUAUUCAGAGUUCGGACUAUCCCGGUACACGGUACUAAUCAAAGGACAAAAUGAGAAAAAACAAAUCGAAGAAACAUAAAGAAUCCGAUAGAGAGGUAGUGUUGAAUGAAGUCUAACGUUCUCUUGCCACAGAAGUUAAUCCGAAAAGUGGAAAGUACUACGAUCGAGGGCUCUUCUAGCGAAAUUGUGUAGGAGCGAAUGAAAAAAGGAGCCCUCAAGUAAUGUUCCACGGGUGAAAAUUCAGAUUUUUCAAGAAAAAUAGCCUAGAAGUUGAUGCGAACUUUUACCGUUACGCACGCCCUGGGCGUUUUAGAUUUUAAGGUCUCUGGUGUAACUAAUACUGUUUACGUACUAUUGAUAUUGAAAACUCGUAAAGUUUUGUCAUUGAUGAAAAAAAAUGACGCGCGAUUAUGUUUUCAAUGCCACCGAUUUUUCUUCGUUUUUCGGUGUGUAUGUGUGAGUGUGUAUGUGUGUGUUUUUCUCUGGUUUUGACGAAUUUUUGAACGGUCUCAACUAGGUGUGGAAAAAGUAAGUGAGAUCGUGCUUUUUUGGUAAAAUUAUCGUGCAAUCGAAACUCGAUCAAUCCACUUGAUUUUUGCGAUUAUUAUUUUGUUUGUUCUUUUUAUUUCUUUUUAACGAUCGUGAUUACAAUGGCGACACGGGAUCAUUUGAAUUGAUGAAUCCACGAUAUGAAAAUGAAUUUGAAACGGUUUUUUGGACAUGUGCAAUGAGUUAAAAAAAUUAUCACUCCCGCUCUCGAACUCAAUUACAAUUUUCCACACGGAUGCCGAUGCCACCAUUAAAAAUCAAAGAAGGAAUAAAAGUUGCUUUUCAAACGCGAAUUGAGCGCACAUUUACAAUGAAAUUUAAAGGAGAAAAAAUGACGAAAUAUUGUCAAUUGUUGCGACUCUCAAAUUUCUGGUUGAGCUCAUAAAUAGAAGGAAGUCAGUUUUUCUGAAACCAUUGAGCCAUCUUCGAAACUUUGUAGAUAUUGAUUUUCAGUGACUAUGAACUCAAAACGACUUUGGAACUUCGCACCAACGAUAUUUUUAUUGUAAAAAAUAAUAAUUAUGCGAAUGGAACGAAAAAAAAAUCAAAAUCGACAAAUUCAUUUCAAACGACAAAGGAAAAAUUGCCUCACCGUUCGUCGACCCACUCUCCCUUUCAAAUACUUUCAAAAUACUUUUCGAGUGACUCCGUCAUUGUAAAAUCGAUGCUCGUAAAAAUCCGAAAAUGGUUGAAUGUUUCAGUAUACUCAGCGACUACCGCAUUUUUUAAGGAACGACAUAAAUGGCACGAAAACCCCCGAAAUACGUCCCCAAAAAUGUCUACCAGCCGGCCGAUUUCAUGUCUGCGAAAAAUAAUUAAACGUCAAAUUCCAUUUUCAAUGUAUUGUAACAAAAAGUAACUUUAUUUGUGAAUUCUGAACGAAGGACAAAACCAAAAAACAAAUGUAGCGCAGAGUACUCGAAGUAUUCUUUUAGAAUAUUCGCUCAUUCACCACAAAUUCGUUCACUCAGAAGCAAAGAAUAAGAAAAUUUUGAACCACCGUGACAAGAGAAAAAAGGCUUUGUCGAUCUUUGCAGGCCGGUUAAAAAAUUCAAAGUUUCAUCGCGACUCUCCGACGCGAUACAGACAGCAUGACCCAAGAAAACGGAGAGAGAAAGAAAAAACCAGGAAGAAAGCCACGCGAAAACAUACAUAAGCAUAAAUAUAUUAGAAAUUUAGACGAAUAAUUGAAAUAAAGUCUAACUUUAUAGUAUUGUAAAUACGUUAUCAUAUUUUAUACUUUGUUGAUCGUAAGUAAGUGGUUUUUAAUUUGCUUUAGCGAGGUAGUUAAAGCGAGUCCACCCGACAUUAGUAUACAUAAAUAAAUAAAUGAAUGAAUAAAUAAGCGGCAACUCGUUUGACGAGCGAAAUGGGUGCAAAAAUAAGGUGAAAAAGUAAAGAUAAAACGACAACAAGAAAAACAAGAAAAUGAAUGAAAUUUCUCGUCAAUUGUUACGAUAAAAAAAUAAGAGAGUUUCGGGAAACGUAAUUAAAGUAAAGAAAAGGUCGAACGAAUUUUAAAAUGGAGAUACGACAUUUUUUUAAGAAAAUUCAAAUUGACCAAUUUCAUAGAAAGAAUGGAAGUAAAGUGAGCAAAAAAAACGAAUAAUACGACCCACGUAGCGAAUCUUCACAUUGUAAAGGGAAUGUAUGUGCGUGUGUAUGUGUGAAAAUAUCAUCGUGUUUUGUCAAAUGACUCGUAUGCACUGAAUUGAUAAAAGAAAAAAAAAAGAAAAAAAAACAAAACAAAAGAAACGAACAGAAACAUAUUUUUUGCCCCACCAGUGCGAAGCCACAAUUUCCUCGUUCCAGAGUGACAAUGUUCGAAAAUAUUGAUCGAUUUUGCGACUUCCUGUUUGUCGCCGAUACGAACGAGGGUGAAACCGAAUUCACUUUACACUCAGAAUAAAAUAAUGUUUACAGCGAUAGAAACCUGGCAACCCUGCUCGUGUUAUCCGAGGAAACAAUUCAUUGCUCGUUAACGAGUCGACUUAACCUCAGAUACAGAUUUAACGAAACGACGCGACGCCACUGAAUAAUCCAAUUGGGUGUCGCGCUCUCUCGAGUAAGAGAUACCGACACAGCGUCACUGUACUAAUUGCGUAUAGAUUUUUGUACAUAUUUCAUAUUUGUAAUCUCAGUGUUUUCGCUACUAUUAAAAUACCACCUGAAUUCCAUACCUCAAUGAUAAAUAUGAGUAAAUAAAUUGAAUUAAUUAAACGAAA